AUGGCUGUUAUCCUGAUGGCUGCAAUAGCCACUCUGUGGUCAGCCCGCACGCUUUCUCCAUGCUAUUCUGCUGACCUCAGGCCGGCAUCAGAGAGACUUGUCUCGGCUGUGGGCUGCACUGUGCUUCUGACGGUACCGCCACUAAAGGCCAGCAAAGUUGUCGCCUGGGAAUACAAAACUGGCCCGUGGGAAGGUGUCAUUGUCAGUUCUGCUCCUGAUAGACCCACCAACACGUCACGCCCCUACGAGAAUCGCACGAGGUUCAAUGAAACGGACUUCUCACUGCAGAUCGUGCUGCAGCGGGAAGAUGACGGGCUGUACCGGUUCAGGUCCGAGUCAGACGCCACGGACUGGUUCCAGCUGCGCGUUGUUGAACCGCUGUCCGAGCCAGAAAUCGUGGGCAAUUCAUCAGUGAAGGCAGGAGGCAACACCAAACUGGUUUGCAAUGUCCUGGACGGGAAGGCAGACUUGUACUGGUGGAAGAAAAAUGGGGAGCUGCUGCUGGGAAGCGACCACAUCCAGUUUGUUGACAACACCACCCUAUGCAUUGUUAAAGCGUCAAUGAAUGACAGCGGCUACUAUGCUUGCGUGGUCCGCAACGAAGUCAGCCAGAAUGAAACCUCCUUCCUGCUCCAUGUCCAGAAUGCUGCGAACGUGGUGUUGCCCAUGAUCCUGGCAUGUAUUAUUGUUGGCUCGCUUGCAGGUGUCUUCGUCUGGUGCAGGACAAGGGACUGCCCAUGUCACAAUGUCUGUCGGUAGAGAGCUUGAGUGGCUGCGGCCUUGCUGCCUUCCCUGAUGGUGGUGGUGGUGGAUUCUGCCUGGGGAGCACUGGAUGUCUGAUGCUGUCCCAGCCUCUUCUGGGGUCACCUCUGAAUUGCUCAAGCUGUUGAACCCAACAAAUAUUUUUUUUGUAAAACACUGUCUUGGACUAUUUCUACGUCAUCCUGCUUUUCCCCAGGGCCCUUGCACAUCCCUGGGGGAGAGGUGGGCAUGGCCACACCUAGUGGCCCUGCUGCUGUGCUCCAGACCUCCUUACCUCUCCUGGCUUCCUCCAGAGACCGUGGGGAGUCAGUGCUUGCAGAUGGGCUGACGGCUCUGGAAAGAGCUGCCAUCCCCAGUGGUGGCUGCUGGGGGGUGCUGCGGUGCCAGCCCCUGCCUCCCCAGGGCUUGAGCCCCUCACUGCGGCCUCCGGGUGUGCUGCUGUGCCUGGGAAUUGCCAGGGCAGCUCAGGGGCUGAGACUGUGGGCAUUCUACUCAGUUUGGUCCUCAGAGGGAGGAAGAAGGGCAGGAUUUUGCUGUUGUGUGCACUGGGGAGUCCAGGAGAUGAGUGGAGUCAGUAGAAGGUGGCAGGGAAUGUAGGAGCCGUAAAGUAGUUUUAUUUUAGAAAGGAAACCCCAAAGAAGUCCUGGUUAUGUUAGAACAGUGACGCAGCCUUGCAUGGGAGAUGUAGGGAUGCUCCUGAGCCCACUCCUCUGUCCUCCAGCCUUGGGCUUUGGUGAGAUCUGGGGACGUCCCCUCCUCUUCCAAGCACUAGCCAUCUGUGUCGUAUGAGUGCCGAUGCAAGCUUGUCCUUCCCUUUUGCCCCUCCUGAAGGUGAUGGUAGACUUGGACUGGUUUGCUAUGGCCAGGGCAGCCCUAAUUCCAGGCCCUUAGUCCUGUCGCCUCCCUUCCCCAUGCUGCUUCUGCAAAGCUCUCCUGGGCUUUGCUUGUGAAGGGGUCAUUAUUCCUUCUUGUAGCCAAAAUUAUUUAGCCUGGUAGCAUAACUGGCAUCUUCACCCUGGAGAAAACAGGAUGCUCUCCCAGGAGUGCUGGACCUCACAAAGUGCCUUGCUGAUGGUUAGAUGGGGGCAUUUGUACCCCUCUUUCAUUCUGAUGGGGACAACCCCAGGUCCAGCACCCUGUCUGAGCUGGUCCCCAGCACCGCUGUGGGGGCAGGUGUUUCAGGUACCCUCAUCUAGGUAUUGGGUGGUCAUUUCUUUCCCAGAGCAGCUGGUGUCUUGGGGACCUCCUCUUGCUUCGAGCCAUGGUCAGCACAUGGUGAGCAGUAUGGGUGGAUGUUUCUGUUGCUUGGGUCUUGCCUGUAGACCUGCUUCUGCAGCAAAGGGCUUUCUUGGCCAGGGAGCAGUGGGUUUCCCUCUCCUUGGAGUUACUGGAGAAUAGAAGUGCAUCCAGGAGAGGCUCAAAUCGUAGCCCAUGGCGUGAGCAGUAGCUGAGCUCUCUUACGCCUCUGCUCUGGCAGACAGUGCAGCAUGGCUCUGUCCUGGGGAGAUAACUGGGAUAUAAAGGAACUGGCAGCCAAGGGCCAUCUCUCAGCCUGGCAUUUCAUGUUGCAAUUAAAGCAUUAAAGGAAACCAAGCAGUUUGGGUCGAGUAAACUAGAUUUCAACCUCUGUUUUAAGCUGCAUUGCAGAUUCCUUGUUGCACUUGCAGGUAUAAAACAAAUGAAGCCACGUUUUACAAAAGAUAGUUCUCUAAACUUUUCAGAGAGUUGUCUGUAAAUCAUUUUGGAGACCUUGUGUUGUUUUAGUAUGUGUUGCUACUAAUAAAAUUGCGUGUGUUAUCCCAGUUGAUAUUGUUGUGAUCUUCAAUGGUGGGA
This is a messenger RNA of Athene cunicularia (burrowing owl), 2595 nucleotides long. RefSeq lists its product as uncharacterized. The record is from RefSeq and is a predicted model, not a curated record. NCBI's taxonomy places the organism in Eukaryota, Metazoa, Chordata, Aves, Strigiformes, Strigidae. The transcript has 6 exons. The coding region runs from base 1 to 759 and encodes 252 amino acids.